Messenger RNA from Plasmodium inui San Antonio 1, 399 nucleotides. RefSeq lists its product as hypothetical. The transcript has 5 exons. Bases 1 to 399 code for a protein of 132 amino acids. NCBI's taxonomy places the organism in Eukaryota, Apicomplexa, Aconoidasida, Haemosporida, Plasmodiidae. The record is from RefSeq and is a predicted model, not a curated record.
AUGAAUGUCGACAUAGCUUUCGACGGGAAUGAGUACACACACAGUGGGUACUCGAAGAAUUCCCUCAUAGAGGACAAAAAUUACACCCUGGAGUAUGAGAAGUACGUACAUUUUGCCUUCUUUACUUGUUACUACAUUUCGCAUAUAAAGGGGGCAAAAUGCACCGACACGGAAGUGUUAGCCUGGUAUUUAAAAAAGUUCCAGCACGUGAUCAUUAAUUCCACAAAAAAGGUAAAAAGAACAUAUUUUAAUUUAAUAAACAAUCUGAUUCAGGAUAAGUGUGUGAAGGCUAAGCUAGAAAACAAUAAGAGAUAUUUGACCCACAAUGAGCACUUCAUUUUGUGGGCGUGGAAGCGGCGAGCUCUCAAAUUCGACCGAGAUCAGUUCAACAAAUUUUAG